CUACAAAACUCCCUCUCCCUCUCUCUCCUCCCAUCAAUUUCUUCAUGACAUUUCUUCUGUAGAAGAGAAGAGUUUUCGUUAGUCAUCGCAAAAACCCUAAACCUAGAAUCCAGUUACUUGCUAAAUGAGUCAUCAUAGGCUCUCGAGUCUACUCGUAAAGCUACACAAAGCUCCAACGGCUUGGCUCUGCCUCCAUCCCCGACCAGACCAAUCCAGCAGCGGCGGCCAGGGAGGGAGCCAAAGACGGAUCAAGCUCGUAAGAUCCGACGGUUCCUCCGAGCUCUACGACCGUCCCGUAGUGGUCUCAGAGCUCACAAGAGACUUCCCUAAACACCAAAUCUGCAGAUCAGACUCGCUCUACAUCGGACAGAAAACACCAGUUCUGUCGGAAACAGACACGCUUAAGCUCGGACUCAACUACUUUCUCCUUCCGUCUGAUUUCUUCACCAACGAUCUCUCUUUCCUCGCCAUCGCCGCCUUGAAACCUCCUCAAAACGGUGGCGUUUUGAUCAGAUCAAAAUCCGCCGGGAGUCAACAGCAGCCUUUUCUUAUACAGAAGGGAGGAACAGGAGAGAAGCCAAAGAUUCGCGUGUCUGAAGAGUUCAUGUCGGAGUUGAUGAUGGACGGAAGAAAAAACAAAGAAGAGGAAGAAGAAAGAGAGAACGAAGAGAGAGUUUGCACGACGGUGAAGUUGAAGAAGGACUAUGUUCAGCUAGUUGGUCUACGAAAAUGGAAGCCGAAGCUAGAGACGAUAAGAGAGACGAAGGCGACCGUGGAGAAGAAGAAGAAGAAGAAGAGAAGGAAGUUUCUUAUGAUGAAGAAGAGAUCAUCAUCGUGCAAGGAUUCUUCUCAGACUGAUUCAUGUGGUAAGCGUAAGCUUUAAUAGAUACCUUUUUUGAUCGGAAAAAUUUCAGUCCAAGCUCAUGUCCAAAACUAAGAAAGCUAGUCUGGGGAAAUCAGCUUAAUUUUUUGUUACAAGAAAUUAGCAGAUUGUGUGUUGAUAAUACGUAGAAGAAAUUGUUUGAAAUCAUGUAAAGAAUAUGAAAAAAAAUUAACCAAAGGAUACAAAUUGUUUCCAAAACUUUUGGAUUCUACUGAUUUUGUGAUAAUUGAAUCAAGG
This is a messenger RNA of Brassica oleracea var. oleracea, 1120 nucleotides long. RefSeq lists its product as uncharacterized. The transcript has a single exon. The coding region runs from base 125 to 883 and encodes 252 amino acids. The record is from RefSeq and is a predicted model, not a curated record. Lineage: Eukaryota; Viridiplantae; Streptophyta; Magnoliopsida; Brassicales; Brassicaceae.